This is a messenger RNA of Scutellospora calospora, 573 nucleotides long. Lineage: Eukaryota; Fungi; Glomeromycota; Glomeromycetes; Diversisporales; Gigasporaceae. The record is from the annotation of a GenBank genome assembly.
AUGCCACAGAAUAAUGCAAAACCUGUUUUGUUUGCUGAUUAUUUUAAUCAACAAUCAAACUCUAAUAUCUCAGCAAAUAACAAGAAAAAAAAUGAUAAAAAUUACAAACCUGAUAAACAAAAAAAAGAUUCAAAUUCUGAUAAAGAACAAAAAAAUGAAUUAUUAAAAUCUCUAAGAAAAAAAAAUAUCGAUAUAACAAAAAAUAGAGAAUCUAUAAACAAACUUAAUAGAGAAAUUGGAAAAUCUAGAAUGGAUGAUGAAAAAAUUCAUCUAAAUAAAAGAAUAAGUUUGUUAGAAAAACAAGAUUUGAAAUUAUCCAAAGAAAGAAUCACUAUAAUUAAAAAUUUGUUUAAAGUUGGUGAAACACUAGCUAGUUUAUUAACAAGAAAAAUAAUCAAUGAAGAUAUCAUCAGAGAAAUAGAAAAAAUAUCACCAAAAUCAACCUCUGAUCUUGUUAAAAACGAUAAAAGAAAAUCUAUAAAAGAUAAAUCAAAUUCUAAAGUUGGAAAAAAACAACAAGAACUCACAUAUUUACAAAAACAAUUAAAAACUUUUUUUAAUAAACAAUCAUGA